UCUUCGAUAUUCUCCACCACAAGCUCGAGCUCCUCCAUCGUCGCGACCGAAGCGGGAAAGCGGGGAGGGGUGAGAGGUCAAGGGGGCGGGGCCUACGGUGGGCGGAGCCAGCGGGUACGGGGCGGUGGAAAGCUCGGGGUCAAGGCCGGCAGGAGCCUGUUCCCCCGGCAACCAGGCCGGUCGUCCGGACCCCUAAAAAGAAAUCACCGUGCAAUAAAAUCAUUGUUUUCUUACUGAAGGACGUUUCAUGGGGAUUGCAAAACAUGAACCAACGUGGGAGCAAAUUAAUAUAAAAUAUUUUACUAUUGAAGGAUUGCGGUGGGGUUAAAGGUUAUAAGAUGGCGACACCCAAGGUUUGAGGUGGUGACAUUCUUCUGAAUUGACCUGUGGGAUGACUGAAGAUGAGCUGCUAUGCUUUGUAAACUGUCUGGGUGUGCUAGUCUUUCUGCUUGCUGUUCUCUAUCAUUGGGUUGAUACUGUGCACUCUGGAUCCCCAACCUUCACACAAAGUUUCUACGAUGCAAGACCAAGGAGAAGCUUUCACAGCCAGCGCCGGAGGCGAGUGUAUACACGGAGCAUCUCAAUGAGUGACUUGGACCUACCAGGAGACAUACUAUGAUGAAACCUUCAAGUUACACUAAAAUCCUGACGGAUCCAGAACAUGUCAGUAAAAGAAACAAGACCAAAUCAGCUAGCACAGAGUCAAUUUUUAUUAGAGUAAGAAGCAACAUGAGUUCUGCCAUCUCACUGGCAAACACCAUUGUGAAAUGUCACGCACCUGUCCUUUAAGCCCAGUCCAGCACAUAAGCAUGUAAUCCAAAAAGCUGGUCUUAAAGAAGAAACAUCCACAGCAGUCUAUGUUCCUUACUUGGCUGACAUCCCCGAAAAACAUUGUAACUGAUCACACAACACAUUGUUGUAUGUCUGACUUUGCUUUGUGCAAAAUGAUUGCAUGCAAUUGAAUCAUUAAGAGCAGGUACACUGCAAUUUUUUUUACAGGCCACUUUGAAAUGUUUCUGGAUGUGAUAAGCUGCUUUAUCAUGCCAACUCUUCUUGUCAAAUCAAAUGAGAGAUAACUCGGUAGCUUUGUCAUCUGAAAUUCAUCAGUGUUUUAAACAGAAAAUAAAUGGAGCAGAGUAGUACAAGGGAAAUGCAGACUGCAGGAACUGUGGGUAAUAUUGAGCAGUUUGGUUGUUCAGGCGUAUCAAAGUUUUUGACUGAUCAUUUGGCAUUUGCUUGUUCUGUUGAUGUAAUUGGCCAAAGCAAUGGUCACAUCCCACACGUGAAUGGAAAAAAAACCUGCUCACUUCACCCUGAACCCAGAGGCUUGAAACUGUUCCAUUUCCAUCUUGAUCUGAAAAUGGCAAAGGCACCAAUCUGUGUUGGGAUCUUGCAAUGUCCCAUUUAAAUCUGACACAGAUUGUGGAAAAUAGGAAGAGACCGAUAAUUUAAAGUUUGCCUGGACUGUUUUGUUUCUGCUUUAACAGCUUAGAAAUUAUAGUGCUAGCCAAUAUUUAUAUCUCAACUCCAUCGUGCAAUACAGAAUGUUAGAUCAUUAUCGCAUUCUGUUGUAAAUUGACUCAUGCAAUUUCUCUGUUCCAACAGUAACUUGUUGUUCAUUGGAUUUACUGUAUGUAUACUUUGGAUGGUCAUGUGAAAGGUGCUGUAUAAACACAAGUGUUUCUUACUCUGUACAUCUUGCAGUCUAGGUUUUGUCACCAUGCCUUUAUUGAAGCCUGUGAUCGAAGUGGUGAAUCUGGGCAGGAUUUCGUAUGCAGAAGGGCUGCACGCACAGCGGACCUUCAUCCAGCGUCACCUCAAUUCCCUGUCCCAGCAGCCCACUGCUGAACCCCCAGUCAAUGCCCUGUUGCUGUGCGAGCAUGAUCCUGUCUAUACCAUUGGGAUCAGGACAGCACGGUACCCAGUCGAGGAAGAGGAGAGACUGAAGCAGUUGGGGGCAGAGUUCCACCGGUCUGACCGAGGUGGCCUGAUCACCUUUCAUGGCCCUGGGCAGCUGGUGUGUUAUCCCAUCCUCAACCUGGCUCACUUCAGGAAGAGCGUGCGGUGGUACGUGGGCGAGUUGGAGACGACUGUCAUCCGCCUGUGCCACAAGUUUGGGAUCAAGGCAGAGACGUCGCCUGACACUGGAGUAUGGGUUCAAAAUGAGAAAAUCUGUGCUAUAGGGAUUCACUGCGGCAGAUACAUCACCUCUCACGGGCUAGCACUGAACUGCAACAAUGACCUCAGCUGGUUCUCCCACAUCACCCCUUGCGGUAUUGAGGGAAAAGGUGUCACCUCCCUGAGCCGAGUACUGAAGAGGGAGGUGACAGUGCCAGAAGCUGUGGACCCUCUCCUGGAGACAUUUGCCAAGCAGUUUGACUGCAUGCUAAGGCACUAGCAACUUGACUGUUUCCUGUCGAGUGUCCACACAGCGAGAAACCCAACCAAAGUGGCAGGCUUGGUGGGCAGGGAUGGGUGAGACUGAUGGGGUCGUGUAAGAAAGAGGUGGGACUUGAUCCUGUACUUUGUAUCUUAUCUCCAGGGAAUGUGAUUAUUAGAGGAAAGCAGCCAUAUGGGGAAUGAUGCUGUCUAGUUGAAGUACUGAACUGUAUAGAGGAAGAGAUGUCCCAGGUCCAAGCAGCAGUUCUGGUCUUAGCAGGACAUAUAUUAAAACUGGUGAGUGGUAGGGAAAAUAUUGGCUGGAGGCUCUUCAGGUUUAUAAAAUUAAUUCACAGGAUGCCCAUGUCACUGGCUAGGCCUGCACUUUUUUCCUGUCCAUAAUUGCCCAGGAGGAGUCGUUGCUUUAUUGAAAUGCUGCUUGAAACCCACAAUGCUAUCAGGGAAGGAAUUCCAGGAUUUUGAUCCAGUGAUGGUGAAGGAACAGUAAUGUAUUUCAAAGUCAGAAAAGUGUGUGUGAUUGGAGGUAAAAUUGCAGGCAGUGAUGUUCCCAUGUACUUGCUUCCCUUGUCCUUUUCGGUGGUGGAGGUCACGGGUUUGGAAGGUGCUGUUGGAGAAGCCUUGGUGAGUUGCUGAAAUACAUUCUAUAAAUACUAUAUACCGCUGCCACUAAUUGUCAGUGGUGGAUGGAAUGAAUGUUUGAGGGUUUGGUGCCAAUGCAGUGGGCUCCUUUGUUCUGGAUUGUAUCAAGCUUCUUGAGUGUUGUUGGCCCUGUACUCAUUCAGGCAAAUGGGGGGUAUUCCAUCACACUCCUGACUUACUUGCCAUAGAAUUGCUAGCAUUGCCCAACUGUGUGCAACAGGACUGUGCUGCAAAACUGUAUAUUGUAGUCGAAUGCGGAGAUGAAUUUCACUGAUGAAGAAUGUUAACUUGUAUAAAUUGGAACUAUGUUUUGUGUCAUCCUCAGGAUGGGAGAUCAGGGAUUCUAAUCAUCCAGAAAAAUAUUAAAGCUUAUAUGCAUUUAAAUCGA
Molecule: messenger RNA, 3427 nt
Organism: Rhincodon typus (whale shark)
Lineage: Eukaryota; Metazoa; Chordata; Chondrichthyes; Orectolobiformes; Rhincodontidae
Gene: lipt2
Product: lipoyl(octanoyl) transferase 2
Exons: 3
Coding region: 1721-2398 (225 amino acids)
Biological process (GO): protein lipoylation
Cellular component (GO): mitochondrion
Molecular function (GO): lipoyl(octanoyl) transferase activity
Source: RefSeq, a predicted model, not a curated record